Gasterosteus aculeatus aculeatus (three-spined stickleback) is the source of this 4078-nucleotide messenger RNA. The record is from RefSeq and is a predicted model, not a curated record. NCBI's taxonomy places the organism in Eukaryota, Metazoa, Chordata, Actinopteri, Perciformes, Gasterosteidae.
UCUGCACAGUUUGUGCACGUAUGGGAUUAUUUUUACAGACCUGUAGCAGCCGCGAGGUGUUUCCCUCGACUAUGUCGUCACGACUAACGUGCGCGUUGAUGCAACGAUCAUGUUGUCCCUCCUCCUACCAGAUAAGAGUAGAGUUCCCCCUCGCAUGCAACGUCCAUGCAAUAAAAACGGGAGUCCUCCGUGCAGUGCGUGUUUUCCAGCCCCUACCCCACCCGGAGCAUUCGUGCAUCACGAUGCAAGCGGGGGCCACCGAAGCACCUGAUACAGACGCUGCUGAAAACAGUAGCGCAGCAGACAUCGACGACGGCAGCGGGACAGGGGAGAGGAUGGAGAGGACGGUGCCGCCGCCAAGCGACCAGCAGGACCGGACCAGCAGCCAGCAGCAGCAGCAGCAGCAGCAGCAGCAGCACACGUCCCUGUCGCCAUCCGGAGUGCUCGGUGAGUCCCAAAGAGAAACGGCUGUAAGAAAAGCGGUGUCCUGCGGGCGUGCAGCGGAGACGCGAGAUAAACUCUUUGGGAAGCGCUUCCUGCAGGCCAGACAUUACAUUAUGUCUCGUAAAUCCUGGCUUAAGAUGGUGCCCACUGAAAACUGUGAUAUCCUAAUGACUUUCCCAGACUCGAUCGAUGACCACACUCUGCUGUGGCUGCUGAACCAGAUCCGUGUUGGAAUCCCGCAAGUCAGCAUUCAGCUCCGGCAGCACAAACACACCCAGGCACACGCCUUCUUCAUCACGACCACGUUCGAGAACUUACUGCGGGGAGCAGAGCAGAUGGGCAUGCACAAGGCCGUCAAACCGCAGUUUGGUGGCGGGAUGCGGCGCUUUUCCUGCGAGGAAGACAACAUCUACGAAAACAUAGAGAGCGAGCUCUGCUUUUUUACCUCACAGGAGCGUCAGGGGAUUAUAAAGUAUUGGCUGGACAACCUGCGUGCCAAACAGGGGGAGGUGCUUCACAACAUUCACUUCCUGGAGGGACAGCCAAUCAUUCCGGAGCUGGAAGCUCGUGGGGUGAUCCAUCAAAUGUUUCCUCUCCAUGAGCAGAGGAUCCUCAACCAGCUGAUGACAUCUUGGGUCCAGGCUGUGUGUGAAAGGCAGCCACUGGAUGAUAUCUGUGACUACUUCGGAGUGAAGAUCGGCAUGUAUUUUGCCUGGCUGGGUUUCUACACGAACUCCAUGCUUUACCCUGCUGUCAUUGGCUUUCUGCUCUGGAUACUGGCAGAAGCUGACCAGACCAGCCAGGACAUCUGCUGCGUGGUCUUUGCCCUCUUCAACGUGGUGUGGGCAACGCUGUUUCUGGAGCGCUGGAAGAGGCGAGAGGCGGAGCUGGCCUACAGGUGGGGCACCCUGGACACCCCCGCCGAGUCUUUGGAGGAGCCCAGGCCGCAGUUCAGGGGAGUGAAGCGCUGCAGUCCCGUAACGGGCUGUGAGGAGUUCUACUAUCCGCCCUGGAAGAGAGCUCUGUUCAGAUGGCUGGUCAGCCUGCCCAUCUGCCUCCUCUGCCUCUGCUUUGUCUUCCUGGCUAUGCUGCUCUGCCUGGAACUGCAGGAGGUGGUGAUGGAGAUUCAGGAGCUACCUGGUAUCACGCGAUUCAUUCCUAAGAUACUCCUGGCUGUGACUGUGACCAUAUGUGAUGAAGUGUAUAAGAAGAUUGCCUACUGGCUUAAUGACAUGGAGAACUAUAGACUUCAGAGUGCCUAUGAGAAUAAUCUCAUCAUCAAGAUGGUUUUCUUUGAAUUCAUCAAUUCUUACCUUAGCCUUUUCUACAUCGCAUUCUACCUCAAGGACAUGGAGCGGCUUAAGGAGAUGCUAGCCACGCUGCUGAUCUUCCGCCAGUUCCUGCAGAACAUCAAAGAGGUCCUGCAGCCGUAUCUCUACGAGCAGAACAAGCUGGGCGUCCUAACGCCCAAAGUGCUGUGGGAGCUACUCCAAACCAUCGUCCUCAAGUACGGCCGUCUGGCCCUGGGGAAAGCCCAAGCCUCAAUGACCGCCUAUUCCUUCCUGGGUCCCAGGGGGAUCCCCGUCUGUCACACUGCUAACGGUGACCCGGAGCCCAAGAGGAGAGGAGACCUGAAAGCCGGAUUCAGGCUGACCGAAGAAGAGUGGGAUAUGAAUGACGGUAAUCUAAAGCAGCGUAAGGUCAGCUUCACGGAGAAAGUCGACUACCAGGAUGUCGCCGCAGAAAUGCAGGCAGUGGACCGCAGUUCCCUGGAGGACAGUCCCACCAUGGUGGAGGAAGGGAUGGAUCCGUCCAGUAUGUUUGACAGCUGCGAUGAGGACAGCGAUUGUGAAUUGUUGGCUCAAGAAUCUGACUCUCUCUGUCAAAGAAGGAACGUUGGUGAAAGGAAGGAGACUAAGAAGUCAUGGAUUGAUCCACCAGAAGAACCCAAAACCGUCAAUCUGACCCAGGCUGAAAUUGAGACCUGUAUGCAGACGUAUGAGGACACCCUUCAAGACUACCAGGAAAUGUUUAUCCAGUUCGGCUACGUGGUGCUCUUCUCCUCUGCGUUUCCGCUGGCGGCCAUGUGUGCUCUCGUCAACAACAUCAUCGAGAUCCGCAGCGACGCCCUGAAGCUCUGCACCGGCCUUCAGAGACCUUUUGGGCAGAGGGUGGAGAACAUCGGCCAGUGGCAGACUGCAAUGGAGGCCAUGGGCUUAAUAGCUAUUAUAGUUAACUGUUACCUGAUUGGCCAGUGUGGGCAGCUACAGCGUCUGUUCCCCUGGCUGAGUCCUGAGAUGACCAUCAUCUCCAUCGUCUUACUGGAGCACUUUGCAAUCCUCCUAAAGUACAUCAUCCAUGUGGCCAUCCCUGAUAUCCCUGGCUGGGUAGCAGAGGAGAUGGCCAAGCUAGAGUACCGACGAAGGGAAGCUUUCAAGAAGCACGAGCAGCAGGCCCAGCAGCACUUCCAGCAGCAGCUCAGACGCAGACGUGAAGAGGAGGAGCUCCAGCGACAGGCCGAGCUGCAGGCCGAGGCCCGCCAGGAGAGCGAGCACAGGGCAGACGCCCAGCACCAGCACCACCACGACAAAGCACAGGGGGGCAAGCCCAAGAGACCGAGCUCUCUGCUGGGGAACAACAACGUCAUGAAGCUGAAGCAGAUCAUCCCUCUCCAGGGAAAGUUCUCCUCCGGCAACUCGCGCUCACCGGCGCAGUCGCCAACGGGAGGCGAGGCGAAGCUGCCGGGGUUUCUGAAGUUCCUAAAGUCACCCGAGGGGAGAAAAGAGUCGGCGGCGGCGGCAGCGGCGGCGGCUGCAGGAGCGGCCGGCUCGACGGCGGCCUCCUCCGUUCCCGCUAGUGGCCAGGAGAGAUCGCAGUCCCCCAACAGGACAUUCAGUCCGGGAAAGCUGUUCAGUUUCAGCAAAUCGGAGGGGACGGUGGUGUGCGCCAACGGGACGCCACCGCUGCCGCAGCCUGCAGACACUCAUCCCAACAGGGCGGACGUGAACACCGGCCCGGAGGAAUUACCCUCAAACGAGGCAGAGAGAGGAGAAUUAAGUCAAUUGGCUGAUUUGGAAAACUCAAACAGUUAAUACAUGUUUGAGCACACUGACGUGGUGUUGGGCGUUCUCUGAACAAGCGUUCAGAGAAACACCCGUACGGCAAGAAAACACAAGGAGGAAACGCACGGUCAGCAAGCGUUAAGACUUUCACUCGCGAUGCAAAUUACUUCACACAAAGUAUUACACGGUGUUUGUUGGUUGAUUAUCUAGCUUCCAUGUAAAAUAUAUACAGUAACUACUUGAAUGAGGCUUUAAUUAAGGUUAUAAUACUGCAUGAUUGCCUAGUUUUCAACAGCAGCAGACCUGAAUGUGUUGACGUGAAGGAUCUUUUUCCAAAAACCAGGACUUGAUCAUGAAUGAGCCCUUUUAUCAAAGGACGUGAACAACAGCUUCCCGUACCAGGUUUGUUUCUCACUCUUAAGCCUUUAUUGAAUGCAUGUUGCAUCAUGUGCAUGUAUUACAUCUCCAUCAUUUCUUUUCAGUUGUGAAGCGCUUCCAAAAUCAUCACAUUCCUUCCGCAAUAGGUCAAAUUAUAUUCACUGUGACCAUUAAAAAUAUUCUAUUUUUCUUAA